Molecule: messenger RNA, 5801 nt
Organism: Leptopilina heterotoma
Lineage: Eukaryota; Metazoa; Arthropoda; Insecta; Hymenoptera; Figitidae
Gene: SPG11
Product: spatacsin
Exons: 22
Coding region: 224-5587 (1787 amino acids)
Biological process (GO): axo-dendritic transport; chemical synaptic transmission; synaptic vesicle transport
Cellular component (GO): cytoplasm; dendrite; synapse
Source: RefSeq, a predicted model, not a curated record
AUUUUCCUGCUUGCAGUAAAAACAAUCUUACAAUCACUUACAAUAACAUUUGCAAGUAGGUCAGUCAGUGACAGUGACUUGUAGACGAUAAGCAUGAAGACGUCAAAUUAUUAUCAUUGAGUCUAUGCAAAACUAUAUUUAAUGCAAUAGACAAAGGAAAGAGGAAAGUGGUUGAAAAUUCGCGAGGAGUAAUAAUUGCAAACGAGUCGGAUGAAGUGCAAGGAUGGAAGAAGUAAUCGUUGGUGGAGUUCCGGUCGAGUCCUUGACUGGGGAAUUGGCUGGAGUUUGGUCAGGAUGGCGAGCCUCGGGAGAUAGGGAAGUCGUUAGAGAAGCUUCCGCGAAGGGUUUGCAUAUAAAUCUGGCCUAUAAGUUUCUCACCCACAGAAGAGGAUGUUCCCACGACGAGGCCAAGUCCUAUUUUUCCAGCGAGGUCGACAUUUGGAUAAAUGAGCUGCUCAACAAGCGACAAGUUCACAAGGCUUCUCAUAUUCUAAAGAAUGUGGGGAAAAAUCCGUCCGAGUUUAUUUGCACAGUUUGCUUAAAAUGCAGAGAGCCGACUUUAAGAAAUUACCUGGCUCAUCAUUUAAUAAUUAUUAAUGGCUUCGAGGAAGAACAGUUUGAGGCUUUGGAGAUGAUAAAUUGGAUAGAGGAACAUGAGAAGAAUCAUAAACUCGACGGUGAGCUGAUAUCCCACAAAAGUUUGGAAGAUGUGAUUAAUUUGUCUCCGGACAUUAAAAAAUGUAUUUACGUUGAAUUAUAUUUUGAGAGUUUCAAUGCGAAAAUUGGACGAAAAUUAUCUAAUGACGCAGUUUGGAACUAUUUACUAAUGAAUAAUAAAAUUAAAUUAAUAAACAAUUGGAUCAGUAUUAACUAUGAAUGUGAUAUAAAAGAAAUUGACGACAAAGAUGAACUGGAACAGAACUUUGAAAAUCUAAAAAUAACCGAAAAAAUGAUUUCCUCGAUUGAAAAUUCAAAUGCAAUUACACCAGUCAUUCAAAUGACUCUUAAUCAUUUUUGCAGGUUUGGAGUAUUCGCAAAUAAAGAGAAAACGGAUUUUAAAUUAAUUUUGAAUAGACUAUUUAGCAGUUUAAAAACGCCUUCGGAAUUUCACGAAAUAUUAUCAAAGGAAUCGUCUAAUAUUGAUAGAUCAGAGUUUUUCAACAAAAUUGACGCUGUGAAAUAUUCGAGAAAUUUUAAUCAAGAUUCCACGGAAUUAAACAGUCAAAAAUUAUUUCACUCCCUACGAGAAAUGUGCGAAGAAAAUAAUGAAACGUACGAAAUUUUAGAACAAGGAAUUCUCGAAACAAUUUCCCACAUUUCUCAAGAUUCUCUCGAAUUUUUAAAAUCGAAUUACAUAAUAGCCUUUAUGUUAAUUUUAUUGCAACACUUGAAGAAAAAUAUUGAAACGAGUGUCGUUGAUAAUUUAACAGAGGGAGAAUUGUUAAAAAAUAUUUUUUCAAAACGAGACGAGCUUAAAAUUGGACAUUUAACAGUGCCUAGAGAAAUAUUGUCCAAUAUUUUAGAUCGUUUUCCAUAUUUAAAAGCGGAAAUUGAUGAAAAUUUGUCGCAAGUAAAUGUAACGAUGUAUCAACUUUUGGAGGGUUAUGAGAAUUUUCAUUCGAAACGAGUUUUUAAAUGGCGGCAAAAAAAUGAAUCGAUGCCAAAUUUUUCCAAUGGAUAUUUAACACAUAAAUAUGGACAUAAAGAGAAAUUAACGUAUAUUAAUUAUUUGAAGGAAUCGAGACCAAAUAUGGCGUAUAAUGUUCUUUAUCGUUUGGGUAAAAAAUCUUCAUGCAACAUCUCUUCUAAAAUGAAGUCGCAAGUUUCUCUCUCGGCACAUAUUUUUGCAUUGAGGCAUUUAAAUGAACUGGACAUUAUCAGCAGUUGUAUAUCUUUUAUUGAGUUAUUGGGUGUUGAUUCUGAUAAUUUGAGGCUUCAUGUAACAGUUGCUGCUUUUGUGGAGAAUAAAUUAAAUUUCUCUAUUGGAAAUUUAUUGGAGUCUGUGGUGUAUAAAGAUCAAGAAGACUUAAUAACAGUAUUAUCUCAUUUGGAGCGCAGUUUUAAUUUGUCACUGAUAACUAAUUUAAUUAAAGAGCCACGAGAAUUUUUAUCAGCUUUAAAAACGUGGGAUAUUAUCGUGCGAUUCGCAAGAGCGCACAACGCAACUAUCCCAACUUUAUUUCUUGAAUUUUUAGCAUCUAAUGAUAUGUGGUUCGAGUAUAUUUUAGUAGGUCAAAUAUUUUCUUAUCCUUCCGAGCAGAUUUUAGAGAAGAUUGUACUGUUUAAAAAUCCGAAUCUUCGGGAGCAUUUAAUAUUAUCAUUAAACAAUCCUUAUCUGUUGAGUUCAAAUUCUAUAGGAGAGGAUUCUAAAGUAAAGACUCGAGACUCCAGACAGUCUCUCUACAAUAAAAUUGGAGUUAAACAAACUUCACCAGAAUCAAGUUCUCCAAGUUCGGAAAUAUGUCAUUCAGCAAAAGCGCAUUCUACGUUUACUGAAAGUUCAAUUACGAAUUUGGGAGUUCGUUUAUUUAAUAAUGACUUGUGGCAAAUUGUUUUGAAAUGUCAUCAGAGUCAAGAUCCACCGAAAGCUUUAUUAAAGGCUUCUCGAACUUUAAAAUCUCCGAUUCUUACGGUUUUGGCUUCCUGUUACGAACCAUCCUCUGCUGCAACACAUUGUUAUUUUUGGCUCCUAGUGUCUGUGGAAGAUUCAGAAUUUUUUCUGAACUCGAAAGAUCCUUUAGAAGAUCAAGUUUGGUCGGCGGAUAAUGUUAUGGAGCUUUUUAAUAAUUUAGUUUAUCACAACUAUAUCAGUACUUUUAAUAAGGGUCUGACGAUUUUCAUGCCUGACAAUCCAUUAAGACUUUUUUCCGAAUUUUUGGUUGAGUGCAUAUGCUUGGGAGAUUUCGAAAAAUGCCAGACGAUUUUAACGAAUUUUAUUUCCAGUUGUUCUACACUCAAGUGUAAUAAAAUGAUGGACUGGAAAACUGACGAAUCGUAUUUAGAUAACAUUUACUGGAUCGAAACAGUGGUAGUCAAAUGCCUUAUAACAGCUUUGGGAAAAUGUUUUCAAAGUAAAUGUUUACAGAUAAAAUUUUUAGAAAUUUUGACGAGUUGUGAUUUUUUCAAGAAUUUAACAGUUAAUGCUCCAAAUUUUUAUUCACUAUUGGAAAUUAUGAAAAUUUUGAUAAAAACGGACGUUGCAUUUAAUUUUCUAUUUUUUGACAUUGUUGAUAAUGAGCAAAUUUUUAAUAAUGAAAUUGAAAGGUGUAUCAAUGAAUUGUUGGAGAAAGAAAAUUAUACAAGUGCCUUAGAAUUGUCAAAAGUAGCAAAUUUGAAACCGUCGAAAAUAAUUCUUGCACAGUAUCGAAGUGAAUUCAAGAAACAAAUGGGCGUGAUUGAAUCAAACUUUUGGAAAAAAUGUUCCGCCGAUUUUAAAUUGCAUAAAGUUUGUUAUGAAAAAGCGGCCGAAUUUUUUGUGGAACAUGCCGAAAAAAUUCAGUCUAGUAAGGAAAGGUUUGAAAUUCUAAAAUUGGCUUUAGAGAUUCUCAAGGAAAAUUCCGAUGAUUGUCAAACUUGUGAUAAAGCGGAAAUGGCUAUGUGGAAAUCCUGCAUUCUAGCCGGUCCCGAAAAUAUUGAGAUUAAGAGUGAAAGUGAACUUUUUCGGAAACUGAAAACUGAACUCCUGUCUGAAUUGAAUAAUUUGCAAAUCACUUGUAUUCUCAAUGAUCCUCAGGAAAAGGCCGCUCUAGAAGCGUUGAUUAAUAAAUUAUUAGACGCUGGAAAAUUGGAUAGAGCACUUAGAAUAAGUGCAAUUUUUAACUACAAACAUAAAGACGUACAAAUCUUGAUGCUGUGUUUAAGUUUAGCCGAGGGGGAGAUUUUGCCCCAUCAAUUAACAAUUCAGCAAAAAAUGUUAAUAUCCGAAUCAGGAAAUACAAAGCAAAGACUUGGAAUUUUGAGAAACAGAGGACUCACCAGAUUGCCAUCAUCAUCUUCUUUAAACUUGAGCGGCACUCACGAAGCUAGCGAAUCAACGACUGCAGUUAAUCAAGAGGAGUCGGAUUGUUUGAUGAUAUUGACGAGAUUGUUGAAGAGUCUACAGAGCGGCGUCGCUAUCGGAACGAGAAUCGUCACUUGUUACAAAUUAUCUAUAACUUUGGGAAAAAGUUAUUAUUCUUUACUGAUUCUCAAUGACCCGAUGAGACUCUUGCAGGAAGUUGUUUUAAGUAAUUACGAUCGUACUCUGGAAAUCGCUAAGGAUAUAAUAAGUGCAUAUCAAAUCGAAAGUCGUCAAGUUGCUCAAUUUUUGGCUGAAGAGAUUGUUGCUUCAAUUACACGAGUCGUAGAAGAUGGAAAUAACGAUUCAACUGUCUGGAGCUACCCUCUCGAUAUUAGUCUUCAUUCUGUGAUCGAAUUAUCCAAAGAUACUUCAAUUUUGGGAUUGAAAUUACUCGACAUUGCCAGUAAAUUAUUAGGACAUUCGAAUGGUGAAAAGCGAAAUGUGAUAACUCUAAAAAUUGCUGUUGAAUUAUUAAUAAGAUCUCACGACUGUUUCACUACUUCCUGUAAUAUGGAAGGUAUCGCUUCAGUUUUGAGAAAAUGUCAACAGUUGGCUAAUGCUUUACAAAAUUUAAAACUCUGGAGUUUAUUGGUGCGUCUCGUUACCGGAGUGGGACGUUUUACUGAGAUGAAUUACGUUUUCAAAAUACUCAAAGAACACGAUCAAUUUGAAUUUUUAUUGGGAAAGGGCUUGGACAAAGUUCCGGGUUUAAAAAUGGCUCUUCUCGACUUUGUCAAGCGUUAUUGUCCAGAGAAUAAGGAAUUGUUGAACAUCAUUGCACUUCACUUUCAUCUACAUUACGAAAUCGCUCUCACCUGGGAGAAUGAAGGGCGAGAAGUUAUCGACGAAUUGGUCAGUGAAGCAAAAAAGGAGAAUCUAAAGUCUCAGAACUCCUUUCCAAUCGAAGUGAAAUUAACGAGGGACAAAAUCACAGAGAAGAGAUUACAAUUGGUCAUCUUAAACUUUACUCUCGCUACGCACUAUUUUUUACAGGACAAUAAAUUAAAUUUGGCAAAUCAUUCCUCGCAUCAGGCAGAGUUAGUGGCUUUGCAACUUUCAUUGUUUUAUGUAGUCCAAGAAAAUCAUCAGUUUGCCUGCAUUUUAAAUUUAAAUAAAGAUGAGGUUGAUAAAGCGAUUUGUCAGUUUUUGAACUUUCCACAAGCUCUGAUUGUCGCGAGAGCUUAUAAUCAUCAUGUUGACUGGGCGAAUGCUGUUUACAAUCAUUGUAUCCAUCAAGGGGAAACCAAGUAUUUAAAGGAAUUCGUAACGUCCAAUAGAUUUACAACAUCUAUUAUCAAUGAUUGUGUUAGAAGAUAUCGUCUGGAGAAGAUCAUUACCAAGUCCAUGACAGAGAACAUGCGGAUGCUGGUGGCUCAUUUGAAUGACGCACAAUUUAAAUAUGUUAUAUCAAGUCAACUUGGUUUUAAAGAUAUUAUUGAAACAAUGUUAGAAACUCCGGCUAUCGGCUCGUAUCUCAAAGAUACAGUCUGGAAGAAUCGUUAUGACGAUUCGGGUUUUUUAAGUUAGCUGACGAUUGUUUCGAAGUGAGUGAUUUCUUAAAAAAGAAGGGUGGAGUUAGACUCUACUUAAAUGAAAAUGCUCUUUAAAAAGAGUAAGAGAAUUUAUUCUCUAAUAAUGAAAUUUAUUAUGUACAUAAAAUGUGCUGUUAUAUCUAUGAUAUGUAUUUUUUGUAUGGGAUUUGUUUUUAAAUAAAUGUUCUGUAUUUUUUUAUUAUAAAUAA